GCCAUCCUCUUGUUUCCAUCGCGCCGCAUCUGCGACCCCAACGACCCUGGGAGUUGUCCCUGGUCCAGCGGCCGUGUGCCAAGCCAUGAACUUCCAUGAACUGUCAUGAGCUGCCAUGGGCUGCCAUGGGCUGCCAGCAAUGCAAUGGCAUGCCAGGCGGGAGUCUUUGAUCUCCUUGGCCCUGUUGCUCCUCCUCGCAACCCAGCCUCGGACGAGCUGCUCCUCGUCUGCAGCGACAUCGCCCGCACCUCCACAGAGACAAUGGGCAGUGGUAUUGUUGGCCCUGAUUGGGAUGACGGCCUCGAUGAUUGGCAAUGCCCAAAGAAUGCGUCGCCGCCCGAUUGUUCGUCCGUCGCUUGGCGAUUUCGCAAUCCCCUUCUUCGAAGCGGGCCUGUGUGUCUUUCUGCCUCCGCCGUCGACAGCCCCCACGCCAGUCUUUGAGCCGUCGAUUGCCUCCGCUCUUGCCGGCAUCGGUCCGCUCUGCUCUGUUCUUCUCUGUUCUUCUGUCCUGUCGCCUGUACCAGCACCCCAGGCUAUUUGCGGGUCACUGUCCACUAGUCUCUACCUCGCCUCCAGCGUUCCCUACUCCAUAGGGCCUCAAGCCGCAGCUAUGCCAGUCAUCUAUCUGUCCAUCGGUGGCUCACGAGACGAGGCCGUCGAGCUCACUCCAGACCUGAGCGAGAGCGAGGUUCGAGAGCUGCUGUGCUCCGCCGCCGAUACCCCUGAAUCGAGCGAUAUCAUCAUCAAGCUAUACAACUCGGCCGGGGCACUGAUUCCCAUCGGGUCGAAAAUCGCGGCCAACACCCCGUCAACACGCUACAAGCUCGUCUUGGCAAAGAGUCCAUUCGUGUCCAAAGACUCUUCGGCCGGUGCUUCCCGAGACGGCGCGAUUGACCAGAAACAUGCGGCCGUUUUGUCUUCGUACAUCAAGGAACUGAAUGCCAAAGUGGAGGGCAUCCAAAAGCUGGUUGCCGAAACCUCCGUCAGCAAGCCCAGGACCCCUAAUGAUCUCGGUGACGUAUGUCAUGGUUUGACACCAAACCCAGCGACCCGGCGAAUCAAGGAAAUCUCGCUUCCCGAGGUCGAGGUAUCGGACUUUAUUCAAUUUAGCCCCGAGGUGACCGAGAGCCUCAAACACCCAACCUUUGACAUCUGGAAAUACAGCGAAGAGGACAUGAUCAGCCUGCUGGCCGAGAUGUUUUCCGUCUUUGGGCUGAUCGAGCAUUUCAAGAUCAACAAGAAGGUCCUCUAUCGCUUCCUGCAGUGCAUCCGCCGCAGCUACAACGUCAAUCCGUUCCACAACUUUAGGCAUUGCUUCUGCGUGUCGCAGAUGAUGUACGGGCUUUUGAACGUUACAGGUGUCCACACCAAGUUGACCCACAUGGAGAAGCUGGUUCUGCUCGUUUCUUGCAUCGGGCACGACCUCGAUCACCCCGGCUACAACAAUGCCUACCAGAUCAAUGCAUCUACCGAAUUGGCCAUCGUUUACAACGACGGUUCGCCACUAGAGAGCCACCAUGCCGCGGUCCUCUUUACGAUUCUAAAGUCGCCCGAGACCAACAUAUUGGCAAACCUGUCCGAGGGCGACUACAAAGAAGCCAGGAAGCACAUCAUCAACUGCAUCUUGGCCACGGACAUGGCCAAGCAUGGCGAAAUCCUGGGAAAGUUCAAGAGCGUGGCCGAUAGCUUCAACUUUGACGACCAGAGCCAGCGACAGUUGCUGCUCCAAAUCAUCAUCAAGUGCGCAGACAUUUCAAACGAAGUCCGGCCAAAGCACGUUUCAGAGCCUUGGGUAGACAAUCUCUUGGAGGAGUUCUUCACGCAGUCUGAUCGGGAGAAGGCCGAGGGCCUUCCGACAGCCCCCUUUAUGGAUCGCCAGAAGGUCACCAAAGGCAGCGCACAGGUUGGAUUUAUCGGGUUCGUGAUGAUUCCGUUGUUUGAGCUGGUUGCCAAGGUACUCCCAAAUAUGGAUGAGCCUGUCAUCCAGCCCAUCAAGAAGGCUCUGGAGUACUACAAGACGCUCCUGGAAAAACCGGCCGCCUGAGCGGCGUAUCCAAAGCGGACUAACGGGGCUCUCUCUGGAGAGAUCAAAUGGAGGCCGCCGAGGCCGAAAUGAGUUUUCCUGGAGGAGCAAAUGGAGAGUGAGCGAAUAUGUGGUUGCGGUGCAUUCAGAGCUGAUGCUUUUGUCUGAGGAAGGACGGCUAUCUAGUUAGAAUGCACCGACACCCACUCACUCGUUUGUUCUUUCCUUUGAGUUUCUCUGAACAGCUUUUGUGGGCUCCGCUUCUCUCGAUGCCCGUGCUUGCGUCUGUGCCUCUGAUUGCUUCUGCCUUCCCUGCAAGCCUGUCCGUCCGCUCACUCAUCUGCUCAUAUCCUCCGAUGCAGAAACAAUAAAUAAAAGUAAACCGGAAACGGGGGGGCCUUUGGAUUGGCUACAUCUUUGCCC
Polychytrium aggregatum is the source of this 2446-nucleotide messenger RNA. RefSeq lists its product as uncharacterized. Gene Ontology annotation, molecular function: 3',5'-cyclic-GMP phosphodiesterase activity. The coding region runs from base 116 to 2044 and encodes 642 amino acids. Gene Ontology annotation, biological process: cGMP catabolic process. NCBI's taxonomy places the organism in Eukaryota, Fungi, Chytridiomycota, Chytridiomycetes, Polychytriales. The record is from RefSeq and is a predicted model, not a curated record. The transcript is spliced from 8 exons.